Molecule: messenger RNA, 2183 nt
Organism: Aspergillus caelatus
Lineage: Eukaryota; Fungi; Ascomycota; Eurotiomycetes; Eurotiales; Aspergillaceae
Product: rRNA-processing protein PWP1
Exons: 2
Coding region: 185-1798 (537 amino acids)
Biological process (GO): rRNA processing
Cellular component (GO): nucleus
Molecular function (GO): protein binding
Source: RefSeq, a predicted model, not a curated record
CUUUUCUUGUGGAUAAUAUUGACACUGGUUUGAUCAGGUCAAUUUUGAUGAUACUUUUUGUUUAACGGAAUUUAAAAAGAAAAGUUUUGAAUAUUCUCUCUAUUGAAUAGAUUUGAUUGCCUCUUUACGACCUUAAAAGUUUGACGAUUUUGGAUUCUGUUUUCUUUAUAAUUGCCUUUUCACGAUGUCUUCUAUGAUUACAACUACCUCCUGGGUGCGACGGGGUGUCGCUGCCCAGAUGCCGACUAAGUAUGAGAUUGAUGAAGAGGAGAUGAAUCGGAUUUCGACUCUCGCGAAGAUGCAGCUUGAGGAUGCUCAGAGUGAUCUGAAGGCUGCUCAGGAUGGGGACGAGGAUGAGGGUGAUGAUGAUGAGGCUAUGGAGGAGGAUGACAAGAAGGAUGUGAUGGAGGAGGAUCCGGGGAAGAAGACCGAGGCGGCCACUGCUGAUGACGACGACUUGAAGGAAUACGAUCUCGACCAUUACGACAGUGAUGAGGUCGACGAGGAUGGCGAGAAGACUACCAUGUUCGGCAAUGUCAAGUCGCUUGCUUACCAUCAGCCUAACGAGGAGGAUCCGUACCUGGUAAUGCCACCGGAGGAGGACGAUGAAGAGAGAGAGGAACUGCAGAUUCUUCCAACCGAUAACUUAGUGCUUGCGGGCAAGGUGGAGGAUGAAGUCGCGCAUCUCGAGGUCUACGUCUACGAGGACCAGGACGCCAAUCUCUACGUGCACCAUGACAUCAUGCUGCCCGCCAUUCCUCUCUGCACUGAAUGGUUGGACAUGCCCGUUGGAAAGACCGCCGAGGGCCGCACUACAGGAAACUUCGUGGCCGUUGGAACGAUGGAGCCUGAUAUCGAGAUCUGGGAUCUCGAUAUUGUGGACUGCAUGUACCCCAACGCUAUCCUCGGCCAGGGUGGUGAAGGUGAAGCCAAGAAGCCAAAGAAGAAGAAGACCAAGGCGAACGACGAGUUCCACGUCGACGCGGUGCUCGCGUUGGCCGCGAACCGGCAACAUCGCAACCUCCUUGCCUCUGCCUCGGCCGAUCGAACGGUUAAACUUUGGGAUCUCAACACCACUAAAUGCGCCAAGUCCUACACCCACCACACCGACAAGGUGUGCUCCUUGGACUGGCACCCGAAGGAAUCUACCGUCUUGCUGAGUGGCAGCUACGACCGCACUGUGGUGGCCGCGGAUAUGAGAGCCCCCGACUCCAAGGCCCGGUGGGGUGUAGACACAGACGUCGAGAACGUGCGCUGGGAUACACACGAUCCCAACUACUUCUACGUGACGACGGAUGGCGGUAUGGUCUAUCGCUACGAUGUGCGAAACGUCCCCGCCAACCCUAAGGAUUCGAAACCCGUGUGGUCCCUGCAGGCGCACGACGACUCGGUGUCAGCUUUCGACAUUAACUCCUCCAUCCCGGGCUUCCUGGUCACUGGUAGCACAGACAAGCAGGUCAAACUGUGGAACGUCGAGAACGACAAGCCUAGCAUGGUCGUCUCACGCAAGCUGGAAGUGGGCAAAGUUUUCUCGACUACAUUCGCCCCCGAUCCGGAGGUCAGCUUCCGACUGGCCGUAGCCGGCAGCAAGGGCGUUGUGCAGAUCUGGGACACUUCCACCAACGCCGCAGUCCGCCGGGCUUUCGUGUCGCGGAUGCCCAGUCUGGAAGGUGAGGUGCAGGAGCGCACAGUCGGUGUGCAGGCGGACCAGAAUGAGUCAGAUGAAGAAGAUGCCGCCCAGGAGGUUGGUGUGGCCGCCGGUGGUGCGGAUGGCUGGGAGUCGAUGGACGAAGACUGAGGUCCUAGAAACGGGGAAAGAUAUCCUAAGCAAGGAGCCUAUUGUGUGCACAUUACGUCAGUGUAGAAAGCUUCUUUGUCCGUUCUGUGUGUAUAGUCCUGUUUGCCUUCCGUCUGGCAUGCAAUGAAAACGUUGAUACCCAGUUUGGUUUAAAUUGCAACUGAAUGGUGAUCGAAAUUGGGAACGGAGGACAUGUCCGUACACGGCAAUGAUCGACCAGAUCCUGGUCGAAAACGGUCCUAGUGUGAAACGGCUCGUCUGGCCAAUCAGAUCCGCUUUUUAAUUUGGAGAUACAAUUUUCCAGAGUAAAGCCGACAAUAAGUUACUUAAGUUAACCCGGGAAUUGGCGAUGGAUGUCACGGUGUCGCUUAGCGAUGGGGAGAGG